AUGGGAGUUCCAGAGAAGGACCCUCUAGCUCAAUUGAGUUUACCUCCUGGUUUUAGGUUUUACCCUACCGAUGAGGAGCUUCUGGUUCAGUACUUAUGCCGCAAGGUUGCAGGGCACCAUUUUUCUCUGCCAAUCAUUGCAGAAAUUGACUUGUACAAGUUCGAUCCCUGGGAUCUUCCAGGCAAGGCCAUUUUUGGUGAAAAAGAAUGGUACUUUUUCAGCCCCAGAGACAGGAAAUACCCAAAUGGUUCACGACCCAAUAGAGUUGCUGGCUCUGGGUACUGGAAAGCCACCGGAACUGACAAAAUCAUCACCACUGAAGGUAAAAAAGUUGGCAUAAAAAAAGCACUUGUUUUCUACGUUGGUAAAGCACCCAAAGGCACCAAAACCAAUUGGAUCAUGCACGAGUAUCGCCUUCUAGAUUCUUCGAGAAGGAACAACAAUGGUAGCUCGAAGCUCGAUGAUUGGGUUCUCUGUCGGAUAUACAAGAAGCACUCGAGCUCGCAGAAGAAUGUGCAAAGCUUUUCCGGCAAAGAAUACAGCAAUGGAUCGUCACCUUCUUCGUCGUCCCACAUCGACGAUGACCGGUGCUUUGCCCUGCCGGAAAUUGAUGACCGGUGUUUUGCCCUGCCGCGCGUGAACUCGCUCAGAACGCUGCAGCAGGACGACAAGUUCAGUUUUCAGAACAUGGGUAACGGAAUUUUCUCUGACUGGGUUAACCCGACGGGUUUGGACUUGGUACCCGAGUUUGUUUCGGAUAGCCAAACUCAGGGGAUGGUGAAUUAUGGUGGUAAUGACCUAUUUGUCCCUUCUAUGCCACCGUUUGGGAACACCAACACGGUGGCGUUGCCCCGUAACUCAAUGGAGGAGGAGGUUCAGAGUGGUGUGAGGACCAACCCGGUUGCUCAGAAUUCCGGGUUUUAUCAGCAGAAUCCGAAUGUGUUCACACAGCGAUUGUUUUCUGGCUCGGAUGACCCGUUUGGGUUCGGGUAUCCGGGUCAGCAAAACGGGUUCGGGUUCCGGGAAUGAGAAGGAUCUGUGAAAAAUGGAAGUGCAUUUGUGUAAAUACUUGGGGGAUUCUUUGGCUUAUUAGAUUCCAAAAGUAGAAAGGGACAAAAUGCAGUUUUGGUCUUGGUUUUCGGCUAGACAAGGAGGUGGUGGCAUGGACACAUCCUAUGAAUUAAUGUGAACUAUGAAAGUUUCCAAUGGGAAUUGAACCAUUUAGUAUGAAAGUUAGUUUUGUUCGGAUGACAUUAUUUGGCUGCAGCAGGCUCAAUCGGCCACAUGAAUCAUGU
Messenger RNA from Gastrolobium bilobum, 1295 nucleotides. Its product is annotated as NAC domain-containing protein 72-like. Bases 1 to 1029 code for a protein of 342 amino acids. Gene Ontology annotation, molecular function: DNA binding. Gene Ontology annotation, biological process: regulation of DNA-templated transcription. Lineage: Eukaryota; Viridiplantae; Streptophyta; Magnoliopsida; Fabales; Fabaceae. The transcript has 3 exons. The record is from RefSeq and is a predicted model, not a curated record.